Dunckerocampus dactyliophorus (ringed pipefish) is the source of this 4171-nucleotide messenger RNA. It is a transcript of the gene atg14, whose product is annotated as autophagy related 14. Gene Ontology annotation, biological process: mitophagy; cellular response to starvation; autophagosome assembly. The coding region runs from base 776 to 2335 and encodes 519 amino acids. Gene Ontology annotation, cellular component: mitochondria-associated endoplasmic reticulum membrane contact site; phosphatidylinositol 3-kinase complex, class III; extrinsic component of omegasome membrane. Lineage: Eukaryota; Metazoa; Chordata; Actinopteri; Syngnathiformes; Syngnathidae. The transcript is spliced from 10 exons. The record is from RefSeq and is a predicted model, not a curated record.
UUUACUUGACUUCCAACAUGGAGGACACUUGUAUCCGGCAGGAGAAUGUGCUGUACAAGUCCCUGUAGUGGAAAUAAUGACGAGCUGCGAUUGCAGCACUUCUAUUCAAAGGGAGAGUGGACCACCUUCUCUUCCUUUUCUGUCACUGCAACAAAUCAAUACAACACAAUUCCUCUUCAAGAAGUAGACGCGCAAGUGUCGCCAUGUCGGAAGUCAAGUAAAAGAUUGCAAACUUCUUCCGCUCUAGUUUAGUACCGUGGUAGACGUCGUAGCGGCUCUUUUCCGCGCGUCUCGUUCGAGCGGAAAGUAUAACCCAUAGCUUCCCGUUAUCUUCGCUGACUCUGCACCGCCCAUGGCGACAAACUAGUCACUGACCGAUUACGUCACUUUUAGACGACAACUGAUUGGUUGUUGGGCGCGGCUUUAGAGGCUGUGAUCUCUUAUUGGUCAGUGGGCGGUACUGUUAUUGGCUAGAUCUGGUAUCUGCAAACCUAACCUGUUUGGUAGCCGGUUAGCGCUAGCUGGAAAUGACCGUGGCGACGUAUCUGCUGAGAAGGGAGCUUCGUAGGACGGCAUAUUCGGAUUUAAACCGCAAACUUAUUCAGGAUAAGGAGAAAUUCUGCUUCGUAGUACAUGUCCCGGAAGUGUGGCGCCGAUGGCCUACUCAUCAAAAUAUUGUUGUUUUGACGAAUGACGUCCCUAUGGAGAAUUGGCGAAUGUUGACGUCAGACACCACUUCCUAUUAACAAACACGUUUGCUGUUAGCUUAGCUAGCAUGGCGUCCUCAGCGGGACCCCGCACUGCUGGCUCGGCGGGAAGGCCACCGCCUCGGCCGCCUCUUCCCGCCGGUGUCAUGGUGGAGUCUGUGGACGACGCGGAGGGUCUGUACGUGGCGGUGGAACGGUGCCCGCUGUGCAGCACGUCUCGCCGCAGACUGACGUGUGCCCGCUGCGUCCAGGCCGGAGACUUCGCCUACCUGGACGCCAGGAACACGGAAAGGUACGCAGACAAGAUGGCGAGGCUGAAGACUCUGAAAGAGGAGGAGCAGCGGCUGCAGCAGAGCGUGGUCCGUGCCAUGCACAGGAAGCUAGAGAGCGAUGAGACGAAGUGGAAAAUGAUGGCGUGCACCAUAAAGAUGGAGCAGCUCAAGGAGGCACUGGUGUGCGCUCACGAGGAAGUGAAGAGCGACAAAGAGCUGCUGCUGCGCUCCCAGGAUGAGUGCCAGCGGCUGCAGCGGCGUGCCGGGCGCCAUCAACUCAAGCAGGACAAGAUUGAGCGCCACAACCGCCGACUGGGCGAGCUUCUGGAGCGACGCAAGCACGAGCUGCACGAGCGACUGAGUCAGUUGGCGGCUCUGCGGCGAGAUCACAUUGUGGAGCUGAGUGCGCACAUCUUCCCCACACGAGAGGAGAAGGCGUGCAGCAGAGAUCCCGCUGACGUGGCGGCCGAGUGCGACACCGCGUUGACAUCCAGCACAGUCAGUGAGUUGGCCGAGGCACGCAGGACCACCUACCUGUCAGGUCGUUGGAUCUGGGACGACCAGAACGGUGAGACCAGCAUCAGCAUCACAAGUCCUGCCGUCACGCUUCCUAGCAACGGAGAUUGCUCCGCCUAUUAUAGCUGGGUGGAGGAGAAGAGCACCAAUCAGGAGCCAGGUAGCUUGAUGUACCCCACCUGUUCUGUCAGUCCUGUCAGUACCUGUCAGUCUUGUCCAUCACAAAUGCAUCAUUUCUUGCCGUCAGAACUGGACCACAUCAACCCCGCCCACACCAUCAGCGCUGCGUUGUGCUACGCCACCCAGCUGAUCACCAUUUUGUCGCACAUCCUGGACGUCAACUUGCCCAAGAAGCUGUGCAACAGCGAAUUCUGUGGUGACAACCUGAGCCGGUACCGCUUCACUCGGGCCCUGAACAAACUCAACACCAACUUGCUGCAUCUCUGCUUCUCUCAGCAUGUGGACAGCGACAAACUCCACCCCCACCACACCCUCCGGAACAUCAUGUUCCUCGUUUCCCCCAGCAACGCUAACCUGGGCAGGACAGGUCCAUUCGAGGUGAGUGCCGACCUGGAGGAGUCCAUGGAGUUUGUGGAGCCGGAAGCGUCCGGGCCGAUGGAGGAGAGUGGAGACGAAGCCGUGACGGACGAGGAGACAGAUCUCGGGACAGACUGGGAGACGGUUCCGAGUCCACGCUUCUGCGAUAUCCCGUCACAGCCAAUGGAGCUUUCUCAGAGCACGCUGCAGGUGUCGCAGCCAUCUGUCAACACAGGAGGAAUGAUCUCGUCUGCGGCCGCCUCCGUCACGUCCUGGUUUCGAGCGUAUACGGGCCAGCGCUGACCAGGGUUGAACUUUGGGACUACCGGUUGUGAUUCCUCAGAACCUAGAAGUCAGAUCAAGACUGACACUUUGGGAAGAACAGAGGUUAGAGGUCACUUUGGAUCUGUGAGGAUGACUCCUUUGACAUCGUCAUGACGAACGCUUCCUGCUUUUGUCUUCUUCUAGGGUGUGUGAGUGUGAGUGAGUGUGCGCGAUAGAGAGAGACAUACACACACGCUGGUUACCCUGGUAACAGGGACAUUGUUUCCAAGCGCCGUCUUUAAUUGGCACGAAAGUUGUCCCAAUCAACAAUGAUACUGACAAGCCUCCUAUAGGGGCAUAGCUUGGAAGGUUUUGCGUUGCCAUGGAAUGUUCUGUAAAAUAAAUGUUUUUACUUCAAAGUUAAAUAGAACUCUAUAGUGGUGUACUUUACUAAUGGUGCUGUAGUAUUACAGUAAAGCUUAGAUGUUUGCUUAUACAGUGGAACCUUUCUUAGCGUAAGCCCGUACCUGUUAGGUUUAUGAAAAAGAUUUUGCCUCUGUUUGCAUACAUUUUCCGGCUAGCGUACAAUAUGGCUACAUUCGCACUGUGGUGUAUCAUGACCAACUGGGAUAUUUUGUUGAAAUUCGAUUUUUUUAUGUGAUCGUUCACAUUAACAAAAAAAUGCCACUUGUUAAUGUGAACGGGAAGUGACGCACAUGUGCAAAAGCCCACUUCUAACGAUUCUGCCGUGUGUUUACGGAAGUAAAUAUUGCCUCAAUUUGUGCUCUCCCAGGUAUGUUUGUGGCAAUUUCAAGGAUUUUGUGCAACGGGAGUCAACAUUUUCUCAACCAGAUGACUUUUGGCUAUGGCAGUGUGUGGAGAACCUGCUGCUAUGUCUGUUUGGAGGAACGUUUAGGUGGAUGUUGGAGCCAGGAGUGGUGGGACAUUGACGUGAGCUGCUUCACUGACACUUUAAAAAAAAAAAAAAAAAAAAAUCAGAUGACAAGACUAAAUUUUGCCUACAUCGGUGAGUACCUUUUAUCCAAGUCUCGCAAGGCAACAAUUUGAAACAACUGGAAUUGUACUGUUAAUUCUGACAUGAAAAAAAAAAUCGGAUACAGGUCCCUUAUGAACAAAAAAAUGGGAACUGACCUGCAGUGUGACUGUAGCCAUAUGGCUCGCAUCUUGUCGUGUCAAUUGUGCUUCUCACCUUCUAUAUGAAAUGUUGGCCCUUGCAACUUUCUUUGGCUCCCUUGGGCGUUGUUUUGCAGCCAUGACCGAAAGAAAAGCAGAAACUUAAGGUGAGAAACACUAUUCAGUUCAAGAAAUAACAGCAAAAUAGCAAAACACGAAGGUGGUGUCCGUGUUGAUGUCGCUGCCAUAUCACUGUCUUACGUCUUUAUUUGAGGUAAUAGUAACCUUAAAUGUUCAUUUAUCCCUUUUAAUUAAGGUUUAAGGUUAAUUGGAUUCACAUGAUUUCUUAUGGGGGAAAAUGUAUUCACUUAGAUUAUGUUUCAGUUUGAGUCGGACCUUCUGGAAUGGAUUCGUGACGCUAACCAAGGUUCCACUGAAUUAAUCCGUUAAUCUUUUUGAAUUUAUGCAUCAUAUUUAAUCAAUGAUGCAUCAUUAUACACAUCUUAAGAACAGUUGAAAAAUUGCUAGAAUUUGCAUUUUGCACAUUUGGAUCUUAAUGAGGUUUUAAGUAGAGCUACAAUAUGCAAAAGCAAGAAGGGGGAGUGAGAUAAAAAAAACAUUUGGAACUUGUAAUUUAAACAAAAAAAAAGAAAAGUUGUUUAUCACCUGAUCAAAAGUUUAAGACCACAAGCUAAAAAAAAAAAAAUAUAUGUUUAGGCAUUCACACCAGGGGUGUCAAAC